GGCCUAUCAUACAACUGAAAAUGGGUGUGCAAACUUGGAUCUUCAUAUCCGAUCCUGUACUUGCUCAAGAAAUCUUUAUGACUCAUGGUGUUGCAACGUCGGACAGACUUUCUCAUAGGUUCUUUAACUACUACAGUCACGGUGGAAGAGGGAUUAUUUGUUCAAACGCUGGCAAAGGAUGGCAACGGGCAAGAACUGCUGCUUUAUCUAUCCUGGCACCGCAACGUGUCAAUGAAUUUACCGAUGUUCUUCUGUAUGAAGCCGAUAUCCUAGUGGAACAACUUCUUUCUCGUAGUCAACUUUAUGGUCAAGUGGAUCCCAGCACCUAUUUACAAAAUGCUGCUAUGAAUGUAAUCUUAACAACUUGUUUUGCUACUCGUAUCAACUCCCCGGAAAGUCAGCUAUUUAAGGAUAUCAUGGAGCAUAUGCAUGGAGGCUUGAAGAUGGUUGGAAUCGAAAAUGACCUCGGUCAGUUUCUGCCUAUUAUGUCUGCAUUGGAUGUGAUCCUGGGGAAGGAAAAAGUGUAUAGUGACUAUGUUGGCAAGUGCCGUGAUCCCCUACUCGUUAGGUUGAUUGAAGAAGCUCUAUCAAGUGGCAAAGAUUCAAUGAUGAAGACAUUGGUAGCUCUCAAAGAAGAAUAUGGCUUGAAUGACAAGGAUAUCAUAGUGAUUAUGUCUGAUCUUCUUGGUGGUGGCACAGAUACUAGUUUUGUCACAAUGUCUUGGAUGAUCGUCAUUCUUUCCCAUUACGAUGAUGUUCAAAAGAAGAUACAGGCAGAACUUGACACUUUUAUUCGAGCACAUGGGCGUCUUCCUGUCUUCGAAGAACGAGAUCAAAUCCCUUAUACCAUUGCUGUCCAAAAGGAGUGCAUUCGUUACAAGUCGGUCAAUUCCUUUGCUAUGCCUCAUAUGGCCAGUCGUGACUUGAUGGUUCGCGAUUAUUUCAUUGCCAAAGGUACUGUAUUGGUUGCCAACACGAUUGGUAUGCACAUGAAUCCUGACGUAUAUCCUGAUCCAGAAACAUUCAAACCUGAACGCUUUUUGAACAACACUCGAACAAUGACAUCUUCGGCAAAUGGCGAUGUCAAUCAACGUGAUCAUUUCAUAUUUGGUUGGGGAAGACGUGUUUGCCCUGGUAUUUAUUUGGCUGAGGUAGAGAUGUUCCAUAUCUUUGUUCGGAUCUUCGCAAACGCAAGUAUUGCACCUCCUUUGGAUGUCGACGGCAAGGAAGUACCUAUUGAUAUGGAUACAGUUUUGGAUACCGGUCUUUUGAUUAUGCCCCAACCUUAUCAGGUUCGAUUUAUCCCUCGUGUUGAUUCCCCGUUGAGAUAGUUAGUCGUAUUAUUCAAUUCAAAUGAAAUAAAAGUCUUUUCCUAUUUGUUUUUAUGUUAUA
Messenger RNA from Halteromyces radiatus, 1392 nucleotides. Its product is annotated as cytochrome P450. Gene Ontology annotation, molecular function: iron ion binding; monooxygenase activity; oxidoreductase activity, acting on paired donors, with incorporation or reduction of molecular oxygen. Bases 21 to 1331 code for a protein of 436 amino acids. The transcript is spliced from 7 exons. The record is from RefSeq and is a predicted model, not a curated record. NCBI's taxonomy places the organism in Eukaryota, Fungi, Mucoromycota, Mucoromycetes, Mucorales, Cunninghamellaceae.